ACGUCACUAGCCGGAAGUUUUGUUUGUUUUAAACGUGUUCAAAAAAGUUUCAAAGUAAAUGGAGUUCAACGCUGUCGUGAUGUUUCUGAGCGUGUGGUGUGUUACUGCGCCAGCCUCUACACAACACAGUUGUGGACAGCGACCCCUUGUCGGACCCCCUGGCAUGUCCCGCAUAGUGGGUGGUCGAGAGGCUGUAGAGGGGGCAUGGCCUUGGCAGGUCAGCAUCCAGAUAAAUUCAAAGCAUCACUGCGGCGGAACAAUCCUUGACUCCCACUGGGUGCUCACAGCGUCACAUUGCUUCAGCAAAUACCUACAGAUCUUCAGAAGUCAUGUUCGUGUGGUGGCAGGACUACGUGUGUGGUCAGAUCCAGGAGCUCAUUCUCAGAUCCGCUACAUCAGUGAGAUGAAAAUGCACGAGGACUAUGAUGACUUCACAUCUGACAGCGAUAUUAUGCUGCUUCGUCUCCGCUCUCCCUUCAACUUUACCAGCCACGUCCAGCCCGCCUGCACUCCUUACAGUGUGACCCAUGAGUUCGUCCUCAACUUCACCCACUGCUUCAUUACUGGGUGGGGGAGCUCUUACUACAAAGGCAGACUGAUGAACAAUCUGCAGGAGGCUGAGGUGGAGCUUAUUGAACGACGAAGGUGCAACCAGUUCACAUGGUAUGACGGCUUCAUUACUGAAAACAUGCUCUGUGCGGGCCUGGAAAGUGGAGCCGCAGAUUCCUGCCAGGGUGACAGUGGAGGAGCCCUGCAGUGUUACAGUGAGAGUGAUGACAGGUUUUAUGUGGUGGGAGUGACAAGUUUUGGAGAGGAGUGUGGACUUCCUCGCAGACCUGGGGUGUACUCGCGAAUCAGCAGGUUUGCGGACUGGCUCAAGGCGGUUCAGGCACAGGCAGCUGCUGCAACUGCACACAGACUGAGAGUAGCACUGAUCUCACCUCUGCUGAGCACAGUUCUGAUGCUGCUUUCAAAUCAGCAAUAAAGAACUGAAGACCAGA
Molecule: messenger RNA, 1001 nt
Organism: Oryzias latipes (Japanese medaka)
Lineage: Eukaryota; Metazoa; Chordata; Actinopteri; Beloniformes; Adrianichthyidae
Product: chymotrypsin-like elastase family member 2A
Biological process (GO): proteolysis
Molecular function (GO): serine-type endopeptidase activity
Source: RefSeq, a predicted model, not a curated record